UCUCUUUAGGAGCCUAGCUAGCUUGGCAAUUUCUUGCUGUUGCUCAUACCUAACCUAUAACCCCAAGCCAUAUGGCCUGCCAUGUGCACGCCUGUAUCUUCCCUUGACUUGCUUCCAGCAAUGUGGCUACCAAGGCUGUGAUGAAGCAAGCAGCUGGCCACUAACUGCUGCAGUGGCACCACAUGGUGUGCAGCCUGGUGCAGGGAUGGAGAAGGCCAUUUUCUGACCUGGCUGUUUUGUUUCUUUAAAUAAAGCCUUUUUUGUCAAUUAAAAAAAAAAAAAAAAAAAAAAAAAAAACAUAAAAUCCCAUUUUCACACAAUGUUCCAAAGAGGGGAAAAAAGGGAGGGAAAACUUGAAGAGUAAUUUGAAAAAUGCUGAAACAAAAUAUUUCCUUAAGAAAUUUAAUCAUUGUUUGAAAUGGAAAUUUGGGGUCAACAUAUCUUACUAAAACUGCAGCUUUAUUGAAGUAUUUCAAUCCAAAACAAUGAACAGCUAGCAAAUUGAAAUAUCAGCUGUUCAUGCUAUUGUACCUGGCACAGCUGGACUCUGUAGUAUAUCCUUCUUGCUCAGAGGGGUGCUUUGAGUCCUACCUCUCAACUGUUCUCCAGUGCUUCUUAAAGUUGUCAUUUUAAGCUCUUAGGACAGCAAGUAAUUCUCCUUUUGGCAAACAUGUAUGUGCUGCUUUUGUUUGCAAUUUCCAUACUCAUCUGAGCAGAAAUUGCAUUCUGUCUUGCUGCAGAUAUAUUACCCUACUAAUCAGUAGAUACAUUACCCAGUAGUUGUUUUUACACUCAUUUAUUGUCUGUUUGCAUGUUUAAACACUGGCUUUUACUUAACCAUUCAUACUAGUGGCCGAUAACUUAAUUUUUUUAAUUGAUGGAAUGGUGAGGAUAUAACUCAAUUUUUUCUCUUUAUUCAAAAUUAUAGCGAGUCUGAAGAUGACUUAUGCUUCAGCUUACCCUCAACUAUGUUUUAAAUGUCAGUGGUAAAUGAAGCAACAAACCCCUUCUAUCCCAAAGAAAACCUUCACUUGUUAAUCAGAUAUAUUCCAAAAAUUACAAGAGCAUUUAAAAUAGAAAAUCUGCAAGUGUCAGCCUGCCAAAUUCAGGAUGUGGGAUGGUUGCCCUGCACCAGUUGGCCUGGCAAAUGCACAAUGUGGAACUUAUUUUGUAUUCACCACACUCUCUUAGGGCUUGUUUUUAACCUUGAGCGGGAAGGACUCGAAAUCCUCUGUUCCUCAAGAGAAGAGAACUGACUCAAAUUCAUGUGCUUCUCAUCGAGCAUUGAAUGUGGGGAAAGACUGCUUCAGGGGGACAGCCAGUGUGGAACUGUAAUUGAUGUCAACAUAGAGUGUGCUGUGAAGCUUGUAGGAACCAACUGCAUCCUCUACCCUGUCAACAGCAAAGACCUGCAACAUAUCUGGCCUUUCAUGUAUGGUGACUACAUAGCCUACGACUGCUGGCUGGGCAAGGUCUAUGAUUUGAAGAACCAAGUCAUCCUCAAGCUGUCCAAUGGAGCCAGGUGUUCUAUGAGCACAGAAGAUGGAGCCAAGCUGUAUGACGUUUGUCCUCAUGUCAGUGACUCGGGUCUCUUUUUUGAUGAUUCAUAUGGCUUUUAUCCUGGGCAAGUCCUCAUCGGGCCUUCUAAAGUCUUCUCCAGUGUGCAGUGGCUCUCGGGUGUGAAGCCUGUUCUGAGCACAAAGAGCAAGUUCAGAGUGGUGGUGGAAGAGGUACAGGUGGUAGAACUAAAGGUUACUUGGAUCACUAAAAGCUUCUGUCCUGGAGGUACUGACAGUGUGAGCCCUCCUCCCUCUGUCAUUAGCCAGGAGAACUUGUCCAGGGUAAAGCGUCUGGGGUGCUUUGACCAUGCCCAAAGGCAGCUUGGGGAAAGGUGCCUCUAUGUGUUCCCAGACAAAGUGGAACCUGCAAAAAUCACCUGUGAAUGCCCUGAGAGAAACUGUGUCCUGGGUGAAGGAUCAGUUGCCAAAAAGGUGAGGAGGCUGCUGAAGAAGCAGAUAGUGAAGAUCAUGUCAUGCUCCCCAGAGUCUCAGGGUACCAGUGAAGCCCCUGACAAGGAGCCUGCUGCAGUUGCUGACCAAAAAUCAGAAGAGCUUAAGCCUGGAUCAAAGAGUGAGCUGGAUGACUCUUCCAACAGUGCACCAAGUCCUGGGGAGAGGAAGGAGGAACAGCCUGAAGAAUCAGGGAAGGAGAAAGGGGGAGCAGCAGCACGACAGCAGCAGCCUCCCUUUCUGCUGAAAGACGAAGGGUCAUCCGACUACCGGCUUCAGUCGAUGGAGCAAGAUGCUGACGAUGAGGCAGCUGAUGACACUGAUGACACCAGCUCUGUCACCUCCUCUGCUAGCUCCACUGCCUCAUCCCAGAGUGGCAGUGGCACUGGCCGCAAGAAGAGCAUCCCUCUUUCCAUCAAAAACUUGAAGCGGAAGCACAAGAAGAAGAAGACCAAGAUUUCACGAGAGUUUAAGCCAGGAGACAGGGUUGCUGUAGAAGUGGUGACCACGAUGACUUCAGCUGACGUGAUGUGGCAGGAUGGCACUGUGGAGACAAACAUUCGCUCCAACGAGCUGAUUCCAGUGCAUCAUCUGGACAACAACGAGUUCUGCCCUGGGGAUUUUGUGGUGGACAAAAGAGCUCAGAGCUCCCAGGACCCCGGGUUAUAUGGAGUUGUGCAGUCUGGUGACCACAUUGGCCGUACCUGUGUGGUGAAGUGGUUCAAGUUGAAAUCCAGCGGAGAUGAUGUGGAGCUGAUCGGGGAGGAGGAGGAUGUGAGUGUGUAUGAUAUUGCUGAUCAUCCAGACUUUCGCUUCCGCACUACUGACAUUGUGAUUCGCAUUGGCAACUCAGAUGGAGCCACAGCUAAGGAAGAUGAGCCUUCAGUUGGACAAGUGGCUCGUGUGGAUGUCAGCAGUAAAGUGGAAGUGGUGUGGGCUGAUAACUCCAAGACUAUCAUUCUGCCUCAGCACUUAUAUAAUAUUGAAUCAGAAAUUGAGGAGUCGGACUACGAUUCUGUUGACGGCAGCACCAGCGGGGCAUCCUCUGAGUGGGAGGAUGAAAGCGACAGCUGGGAGACAGACAAUGGCCUCAUGGAAGACGACCACCCAAAAAUUGAAGAGUUAGAGCCUGAGGAGCCGGCAGCAGAGGAAGUGAAAAAAGUAGAGGAACAAGUCCAGGGAGCUGUGGCUAUGGCAGUUGCAGAUCUUGCUGCAGAGAAAGCUGGCAAGGACGGAGCCCCAAAGAGCUUCCGGGAACUAAAGGAGGCCAUCAAGAUCUUGGAAAGCUUGAAAAAUAUGACUGUGGAGCAGCUGCUGACUGGCUCUCCCACCUCCCCAACUGUGGAGCUGGAAAAACCCACUCGGGAGAAGAAGUUCUUGGAUGAUAUUAAAAAGCUACAGGAAAAUCUAAAGAAGACCUUGGAUAAUGUGGCUAUUGCAGAGGAGGAAAAGAUGGAAGCCAUGGUGGAGACGGAGAAGAAAGAAGAAAAAGCAGAGGCACAGACACCAGUGCGGUCGGAGUGGCCCAGUGAGACACCAGUGCUCUGCCAGCAGAGUGGAGGCAAGCCUGGAGUCACCUUCACCAGUGCGAAGGGGGAAGUCUUCUCUGUGUUGGAGUAUGCUCCAGAUACCCAUGCCUUCAAGAAAAUGGAGUUCCAGCCCCCAGAAGCAAAGAAGUUCUUUAGCACUGUGCGGAAAGAGAUGGCUCUCCUGGCCACCUCCCUGCCUGAUGGCAUCAUGGUUAAAACCUUUGAGGAUCGAAUGGAUCUCUUCUCAGCACUUAUAAAAGGGCCCACGCGCACACCCUAUGAAGAUGGCCUCUUUCUCUUUGAUAUCCAGCUCCCCAACAUCUACCCUGCUGUCCCACCUCUGUUCCGCUACCUCUCCCAGUGCAGUGGGAGACUGAAUCCCAACCUGUACGACAACGGCAAAGUGUGUGUCAGCCUCCUGGGGACGUGGAUAGGGAAGGGGACAGAAAGGUGGACCAGUAAAUCCAGCCUGCUUCAAGUACUCAUCUCCAUCCAAGGUCUCAUCCUAGUGAAUGAGCCCUACUACAACGAGGCGGGCUUCGACAGCGACCGGGGUCUCCAGGAGGGCUAUGAGAACAGCCGCUGCUACAACGAGAUGACGCUGAUCCGGGUGGUGCAGUCCAUGAUGCAGCUGCUGCGCAGGCCGGUGGAAGUCUUCGAGCACGAAAUCCGGGAGCAUUUUCGCUGCAACGGCUGGCGCCUGGUGUCCCGCAUCGAGUCCUGGCUGGAGACGAACGAGCUGGUGGAGCGCAGCCACGAACAGGCCAACGGGGCGGAUUCCGCCUCCCUCCUCUCUGCCUGCGGCGCCCUGGCCGAGAGCCCCGGAGGCUCCGCGGGGUCGCCGGGGGGGGACGGCGGCGGCUCGGAGCAGGGGGCGGCCGCCGAGCUUUCCGACUCGGCGCUGGACGGGAAGGAGGAGCUGGACGAGUCGGAGUUCGCAACCUCGACACCCGACGCCGGUGAUCUCCAACAGUACUCAGACUCGGAGAGCACGGGCCAAGCCAGGGGGGUAGACCUGGCCAGAGACCGAACGGACGAGGGGAAGGCUGCCCAGGACUCUGCCUUGCAGCCUAGUGUGAAACCAAAGAAAAGGAGAAAGAGCUACAGGAGUUUCCUUCCGGAGAAGAGCGGUUACCCCGAUAUUGGGUUCCCCCUCUUCCCUUUGUCCAAGGGGUUCAUUAAAAGCAUCCGCGGUGUCUUGCAGCAGUACCGGGCUGCCUUAGCAGGGGCCAACAUCCCGGAGUGGACAGAGGACAAAUAAACUGUCAGGUUAGGGACAGGCAGGUGCAGGGGAGAAGGGAAAGCAGCAGAAAGGAAAUUGGCAAACGCUGUUACCAGUAAACUGGCUUCUCCUUCCAGCUUUUCUUCCUCAGCUUGGUUUGUUCCAAAGAAGGUGGUAGGCCUGAUUUGCUCCUCCAAGGAAAGGUUGUCUAAGCAUGAAUAACUCUUUGCCCCCUGCCCUUCUUCCUUCCCCCUGUCCCGUGUACGUGCUCCUCUUGAGAGUUUUGACCCUGCAAUGGUAAGAUUUGAGACCUGCACAGAAGCAGUCUUGCAGCCACGUUCCCUCUGCACUUUCAUCUUGGGGCACCUUUCCACACAAGGACUCUUCCCACCCAGUGCUACACCCGGCAGUUUGUUCUGGUGGGGUUCAAGCCAGGAUGAGUGAUUGCUGUAGCACCUGGAAGCGAAGGGCAAUGCCCUCCCGGUCUUUCAUUUUUCUCUGCAUUGCCAUGGGUUUUGUGAAGUCCACCCCAGCUUAUAUGUACUUAGACAUCGGAUUGUGUUUGCAUUGAAGUUGUCUACACCAUAUGGAGUUGCUCUAGUCUUAGUUGUUCACCGAUAGCUACAAGGUUCUUCUGAUCAGGACUUGGUAGGCAGAACCAGAGCUCUGCACUAGCACUUGUGCUGCCCUGGAAGCACCGCGGGGUUUCCAUCCAGUUCUGCAACUUCUGGUUGGUCUUCUGGAAGCAAUUCUAGCCAUCCCCACUUCUUUUUCUCCAGAGUAAGGCAAACUUCCUUUUCCCCACCGUGCAUGCCUGUCUUCUAGAAAUACAUGGGAUUCAGGGUUCUGCCCUUAUUACUUAGGUAUCCGCGUCUUUCGUUCCCAGCCAUCCUGGCUGUCACACAGCACUACACCUACCCCUGUCUCUUGUCCUCGCCUGGGCAGGCAGCAGCGAGUGAUUUUUUUUCUUUUUUUUUUUCUUUUUUUUUUUUUUUUUUCUUUUUUGAGGGGGUUGUAUUGUAGAUCUAGCAGCUAGUCUGGAUGGUGAACCUGGCACGGCUGCUGCUUCUCCGUCGUUUGGCUGUAAAUUGGUAUUUUCGGAGCUGUUUGAGCCAGGGUCACCCAAGGGAAAGAAGGAGCUGUCUUGUCGUGACGAGGUCCCGGUGCAGCCGCAGCAGCCUGUGACUGCUCCCGCGCUGUCGCUCAGCCAGCGGCUGGAGCACGUCAGACGCUGGUGCGGACUGUUAGCGCUUCCUUCCCUUGCCAGCCGGGUCCCGGGGCGGCCGGGGAGCGUUGCGGGCGCAGCACGUGCUCUCCCUCAUCUCGGCUGCAGCGCUGCCGCGCCGCGCGGGGAAGCGGCUGGUGAACAUCAGCCCGUGCUUCAGCAGCAAGAGGGCUGCCUGAGCUGGUGCCCGCGAGCACUUUGAAGCAGUGACUUGCCAGAGUCCUCCUGGUCAAGACACCUUCCUGAAAGCCUCUUUUUUUCUCUGUGCAUGCACUUACUGUCACUUCUGGAGCUGGGAGAUCACGCUCCAGCACCACUGCAUUUGCCCAGUGGUUCAGGCAUUGGAGAAGCACCCACUUAGCAUCCAUGUGGAGCACAGUCUGUCAGGGAGUGUCCGUUGGUCCUGCCAGCCAGCGCAGGGAGCCGGUGGUGCCAGGCUUCCCAGGACGGAGCCGGGCUGAGCAGAUGGCUCUGCCACAAGUCAGGACGGAGCCACAACUCUCCUUUGCUCUUGCUCGAUACGGCUGUGUCCCUUCCCCAACCCCGGGGCCAGGAUCUGACCUUCUCCUUCUGAAACAGAGACCAGCAGGCGAAUCUCAGCACGUUUGCACAGUGCUUUCUGCUCCUUGGAACACCCAGGUCUGCACCCACUGACCCAAAUCCCCUGUGCCUGUUCUUUCCAGCUGCCCCCCCCCCCCCCCCGUGAGGCUCCGGAGCCGCCCUCCUGUCCCCCACCCACCGCCGGGAUUGCGGGAGGCACGUCGUGCUCCGGAGGAACCCGGGCUUGGCUGUGAGCACAGACCUGGGCCUGCAGAGCUCUGGGAGGCCCCGGGAGGAUCGCCUGGGCGGCAGCUCCAGCCCUGCACUGCUGGCCCCGGGAGCCCUCCCUGCCCCACGGCCGGGGGGCUGGCAGGGUGGCAGACCCCAGCCGGGCUGCGGGGAUGACGCUUGGAGCCACGGGCAGCGCGAACCGCAAGGCCGAGCUCGCCGCCGCUUCCCGGCUGUGGCUGGUGGUAAAUGAAUGAAUCCCUUGGAGCGAGGAGUUGGGGGGGUGUCUCUGAAGUAUAAAGGGCUGAUUGGGGCAGAGGGGUGAGGCGGUUGCUUCGGGGCAGGGGAAGGGCAGGCGGAGAGGCUUGUUCCGCAAAUGAUUAAACCUCUUGCUCACCAGACAAAAUUGCGGUUGGUGAUCUACACACGCCGACUUCCUCUGUUCCCCCCCCCCCCGCGCCAUGCCGGGCUGUGGCUGUCCUCGGCCCCUCCACCAGCCAGGGAGGGAGAAACCCCCUCAGGGCCGAGCCAGGGCUGGGGCUGGAGGAGCUCUCGGUUCCCCGCUUUACCCCUCUGCAGCUCUGGUCUCGGGGGGCCGGUCAGGCUGCGCGGGAGGAGAGCAGGCUGCCGGCCUGAGCUGCUCCAGUCCUCCCCUUCGCCCAAGAAGUCUCUUCUGUUUCCUCUGAUCGUAACCAAGAGCUUUUGCACAGGUUCCUGGGGCUUCCUUGGCCUUCUGGAAGGGGGCACCGCUCCCCGGCUGCCACUACCCCUGGCACCGCUCGCUCCCUGUAGCUGGCUGUCCCAAACCAAGGCUUGCACAGAGGUUUACAAAUUUUCUAAAGCUUUUGAUAAUGUGAAGCUCCUGGGUGAUGAGGUUGGUGGUGAGCACACUGCAGCUAUGUAAUUUUUUGUGUAUGUAUGUAAUAUUUAAGGGUAACAAAAUUUAAAAGGCUAAAACCUUUAAAAAAAAUUUAAAAACACACAAAAAAAGCCAAAGCAUGAUGCAUAUUGUUAGCCUUAAAACUGGCUACAUGACUGUGUGAUGUACAAAUGAGAGCAGCCUGUAACUGUUUUAAGUGCUGGGGUUGGGGAAGAAGCAUUACAAAAUCAGUUUGUAGCCUUGAUUCUGUACAGUAUUUAAUGAAAAAAAAAAAAAAAAAAAAACCUGACUAUUGAGGCCAUGCUUAGAGGUGUGUUGUUCACGUGCAGAUGUGGAUGCUUGGUUGCUUACAAUAUAUGUAUAAAGUGCUGUGUGACCAUUAAAACUUUUUUUACCUGCAGAAUUUUUUUUUUUUUUUUUUGUUUGGCUAACCAAGGUGUAAUAAAGGAGGGAAGAUGACUUGCCAUUAAAUUUUGCCUCUGUGAGUA
Tyto alba (common barn owl) is the source of this 8121-nucleotide messenger RNA. RefSeq names its product ubiquitin conjugating enzyme E2 O (gene UBE2O). The record is from RefSeq and is a predicted model, not a curated record. The transcript has 17 exons. Bases 1266 to 4799 code for a protein of 1177 amino acids. NCBI's taxonomy places the organism in Eukaryota, Metazoa, Chordata, Aves, Strigiformes, Tytonidae.